Mesorhabditis belari is the source of this 2589-nucleotide messenger RNA. NCBI's taxonomy places the organism in Eukaryota, Metazoa, Nematoda, Chromadorea, Rhabditida, Rhabditidae. The record is from the annotation of a GenBank genome assembly.
AUGCUGGAAUGGCGAGGAGUGACAUCAGCGAGUCGUGUUUACGGGAACGCGAGCUAUGAAAUCUCGGAUGACCUUCAACGGCGGACAACUGCAGUACUUGAAAGGCGGUACGAUGGUCGGGAUCGGGCUCACCGUGCCGCUACGAUAAUUCAACGCGCCUACAGACACUACAAGAUGAGUUCGAGGUUUAAGCAGAUGACCGGUGAACAUUCCCAAGGAGCGAGUUCACAUUCCAAUGGUUUCACUACUCCUGAUCGUACAAGAUAUGCACCAACGACAUCGUUGAGCGCCCAAUUGCGAGCCGAUCGAACUACUCAUUCAAUGGUUAAUGAUCGAUCACGAACUCGAAGUCCUCCAUCUCCGUCACCGAGAGGCCGACAGGAGUACAGUAUGAUUGAUUCAUUGAUGUCUCCGCGAUUGACUUCUCGUCGAGUUCCACAAUCAAUGUCAUCUCAUCCACUACAUCCAUCAGCGCACAGUUCGUCAGGCAUUCAACCGACGCAUUAUUCGGCGUCCACUAUUUCAAUGUCACCAUCGACGAUUCAUUCCACUUCUUCAUCCGUCUCACAGGAUCAUCCACUUCAGAAUGGCUACAUUCCACCACAUGUACAGAAUGCCUAUCAACAAAAUGUCUGGGUGCAAAGAGGCAAUGGAGCUUUUCAUCAAUCGGCCAUGCAUUGCAACAGUUUGCCCCGAUUGGAGAAGAAACAUAGGAAGCAGCGACCCGAAGAACCAAUCUGCACUCCGAGAAGAUUGAGUGAACUUGAACGCAAGAGACAGUACCGAAUAGCCCUUAACUUUUUCAAUAAGAAACCAGAGCGAGGAAUUCAACUCUUGAUUGCCUGGGAGUUUGUCGAUGAAAGCGCGGAAAGUGUAGCAAAGUUGUUAUUUGGCCGUCGCGGUUUGAGCAAACAAAUGAUUGGGGAAUAUUUGGGCGUUUUGCGAUCUACGUUCCACAAGUGCGUACUCGAGUACUUCCUCGCCGAAGUGGACAUCCGUGGUCUGGACGUCGACGUGGCGUUGCGAAAGUGCAAUCACUUUUUUCGAUUGCCCGGAGAAAGUCAAAAGAUUGAGCACAUCAUGGAGAACUUUUCUUUGCACUACGCCCGAUCGAAUCCAGCUCGUGCUUUGCAAUUUCAUGGAGGCCACAAGACGGUGUUCAUUUUGUCCUACGCUAUUAUCAUGUUGAACACGGACUUGCAUAAUAAGAACGUGAAACAGUCGGAAAGGAUGAAAAAGGACCAAUUUAUUAACAACUUGAGAGGAAUCGAUGAAGGAGGAAAUAUUGACAGAGACAUGUUGGGGGCGAUUUAUGAUCGAAUCAAAGAAGAGGCUUUUCAACCAGGAGAUGAUCACGUAGCACAAGUGGCAAGAGUGGAGAGCGCUAUUCUUGGACAAGGAAAACCGCGUCUUUCCGAAUCCCAUCGAAGAUUGGUUUGCUACUGUCGACUUAACCAGAUUGUUGACAUAUCAAAAAAGCAACCAUCAACAAGCCACGAAAGAGAUGUGUUUUUGUUUAACGAUAUGAUUGUGAUAACAAAAGCUUCCGGAACCUUUUCUCGUGGAACUUAUGACUUCGGGAUUCGAUUGACUACUCCAGAUCAUCAAACUUUGGAUUUUAAUGCAAGAAAUCACGACGAUCGUUGCCGUUUUGUUGCUGAUGUCGGUGAAUCAAUUCUCGAAUGUCACGGAAUGGAAUCUGUGCGAAUUGAGUUGGAGAUGGAGAGAAUAUCGCUGCGUACGGACUCUCAACGGGACUCUGGUCUUCCGGACGGUGAAGGGGACGAUGAUGGAGAUAGAACGACAACGAUGCUACCCUCGGAAAGUGAUGCCUCGGAGAGUGGCCCGUCGAAGUUGUCGAAGAUGGCCGCGCUUUUGAACAGGAAUCGAAAAACGCAAAUUAAAGAGACACAGGUUGGAGAAACGAGCAGCGCAAAGAGUGAAAUCACGCCCGAGAUGCGAGCCUCGUCAUUGGGAACUUUUUGGGGCCCGGGAAAAACGGGUGACUCUUCGAAUGGAAAGCAAAGUGGUGGGAAAUCGACAAAUGUGGAAGAAGAAUCGGAGAUCGAUCGAGAAAUUCGUGAGCGCCGAGAAGCGCUUUUGGGGGAACGAAUAAAACGAGCUAAAGCUGCGAUCUUGCGAGAAGCGGAGCGUGAGAAAAGCAAUGGACGACUUGAGACGAGACCCAUUGCGAACAAGGAGUUUCUCUCACGAACUCUCGACUCAAUCGUUUCCAGUGAUCGACGAGAAGAAAAACGACGCGAACGAGCACAAGAGGCACAUCAUCAGAGGGAACGCGAAAAGGAACAAGAAGUUCUGCAACGUUUACGCGAUCGCGAAAGGAGGGAAGCUAGAAGAGAUGAACGAAAAACGAGGGACACUUCAAAGGAGAAGCGGCAGAAAGGGGAGCCAAGAUCACCGAGCCGGAGUCGAAGCAUCGAAAUUAUCGAUGUCUCAUCGAAGAGCGUGAAAGAAAAGAAGAAGAAAGAAGAAAAACAAAAGAAGAAGGAUCGAAAUCGCAAAAGCCGAAGCGGAAGUCGACAGGAUUCAAAGAAGAAGCACAUAAAAGAAAAAACGAAACACGAAGAC